Carya illinoinensis is the source of this 1323-nucleotide messenger RNA. RefSeq lists its product as uncharacterized. The coding region runs from base 1 to 1323 and encodes 440 amino acids. NCBI's taxonomy places the organism in Eukaryota, Viridiplantae, Streptophyta, Magnoliopsida, Fagales, Juglandaceae. Gene Ontology annotation, molecular function: RNA-DNA hybrid ribonuclease activity; nucleic acid binding. The record is from RefSeq and is a predicted model, not a curated record. The transcript has 2 exons.
AUGAGUGUGUUUAAGAUGCCCAAACGUCUAUGUGAUGACAUUAAUGGCAUGUUUUCGAAAUUUUGGUGGGGCAAGCAGAAAACUGAAGGGGGAAUACAAUGGAGGAAGUGGGCCAAGAUGGGGUUUCAUAAAGGAAAAGGUGGAUUGGGGUUUAGGGACUUGGAGAGUUUUAAUCUAGCUCUCUUAGCAAAGCAAGGAUGGAGAAUCAUCAAGAAUCCUGGAUCACUUGCAGCAGUGGUUUUCAAGGAAAAAUAUUUUAGGCACUCAAGUUUUAUGGAGGCUAAGCUUGGGUCACAACCAUCUCUCAUAUGGAAAAGUAUUUGGUGGGCUAGAGAUUUGUUGCAAGAAGGCUUAAGGUGGAAAGUGGGGGAUGGAAGCAAGAUAAAGAUAUGGGGUGACAAGUGGUUAUCUACCCCUACCUCCUAUACUGUCCAGUCACCAAUAGGGCUGCUCACUGGUGAAUCUCGAGUUGAGGAGCUAAUUGACAAUCAGCAAAGAAUUUGGGAUGAAGGAAAAAUUAGAUCCAUAUUCUCAGGUGAUGAGGUUGAGCAGAUUUUAAGCAUACCAUUGAGCAAAGGAAUUGAAACUGUUAUGCAUGUUCUUUGGGAAUGUACAGCUGCAAAUGACGUGUGGUCAGAUCCUCAAAGCCUGGUUCAAAAAUGGAAUAGCACAGAACAAGAUUUCCUUCAUUUGUGGGAAAAAUUAAUGUUAAGAUUGAAUAAAAACCAGUUGGAGGAGAUGGCAGUAGCUUUUAGAAAGAUAUGGUUCAGGAGGAAUGACUAUGUUUUUGAUAAAAGGCUUUCAUGCCCAACAAGACUCCUUAGAACAGCAAAAGAGUGCCUUGAAGAGUUUCAGCAAUCCCAAAGAAUCCAGAAGAAGGAAGGUCAGACAUCAAGAUCUAACUCAAUGCAGAAAAUCUGGAAAAAACCAGCCCGAGGGAUAGUUAAGGUGAAUUGGGAUGCCUCAUUGGAUCAAAGAAUGAAAAGGAUGGGAGUGAGAAUCAUAGCCAGAGAUGAAGAGGGAGAAGCUUUAGUAGCCGUGUGUUACCAAAGACAACAUGUACAGAAUCCAGCAAUAGCAGAGGGUUAUGGACUGUGGAAGGCGAUGGAGCUAUAUAAUAAUCUUAAUAUUCAGAAGGUCAUCUUUGAAGGUGAUGCAAAAGCUGUUAUUCUAGCAGCUUUGAGUAAUGAGGAAGAUUUAUCAAUUGGUGGUUCAUUGAUUGAAGAUAUACGGUAUGUUCUUGUAAACAGACCAGAUUGGUCUAUAAAAUUUACUUAUAGGGAAAUGAAUAAUGUAGCCCAUGGUUUAGCCAAGAAGCUUUAA